Molecule: messenger RNA, 4394 nt
Organism: Gymnogyps californianus (California condor)
Lineage: Eukaryota; Metazoa; Chordata; Aves; Accipitriformes; Cathartidae
Gene: SHCBP1
Product: SHC binding and spindle associated 1
Exons: 13
Coding region: 1-2046 (681 amino acids)
Biological process (GO): fibroblast growth factor receptor signaling pathway
Source: RefSeq, a predicted model, not a curated record
AUGGCCGAACCGGGGCCGGAGCUGGAGGAGAGCGCGGCGGCGGCGCCGCGACCGCAGGGGGAAGGUCAGGCCCCGCUGCCGGCAGUGAGUGGCGCUGGCCUGCAGGAGCGCGCCGAGGAGGCGAAGCCAGAUCUGCUCCAGGAAGAUGAUGAUUCCUGUAGUGAUUAUGGCAGUCGUGACAAACCAGGGACUGCUUUAGGAAGGACUGUGCCAGAUGGGAACGUGCUUUUUCCAGAUAUUUUUCACACCGAUCAUCUUUUGUUUUAUGAGCGAUUUAAAGCUUACCAGGAUUACAUCUUGGCUGACUGCAAAGCUUCUGAGGUGAAAGAAUUCACAGCUGAGUACCUGGAGAAGGUCCUUGAACCAUCUGGAUGGCAGGCAGUCUGGCGCACUAAUGUGUUUGAGGUCCUUGUUGAGGUUGUUGAUGUGGAGUACUCAGCUCUGAAAGCAGUUGUGCAACUCAGUGAGCCUUUCCUGUGUGAGUCACGGGAUAGCACCUUUACCUUGGAGUGCAUGCAGGAACUCUUGGAGCUGAAGGAGCGUCAGAUACCACUGCAGGAGCUGUGGGUUGUGUAUGAUGAGUCAGGAGAGUUUGACCAGACAGCACUAGCCAUAGAGCAUGUCAGGUUCUUCUACCAGUGCAUCUGGAGGACCUGGGACGAGGAGGAGGAGGAUGAUUUUGAUUACUUUGUGCGAUGUGUUGAGCCUCGACUGAGAUUGCAUUAUGACAUCCUUGAACAUCGUGUGCCUUCUGGGCUUGUAGCUGAUUACCAGAACUUGUUGUCUCAAUGUGAAGAGCUUUACAGGAAGUUUUUAAAUGUGAGGAACAGCAUAUCAAGCAGCGAUUCAGACUCAGAAGUAGAAAAUGUCUCCAUGGUGGAAGGACUAAAAUUGUAUGAGAAAAUAGAGCACUUAAAACAAAAGCUAAAACUAAUUGAGAAUCCUCUGCUGAGGUAUGUGUUUGGUUACCAAAAAUACAGUGGUCUCCAAGCUAAAGGACUGAGACCAACAGGUACCAAGAUCACUCAUGUUGUAUCCUCAACCAUGAUGGCAAGUCUGCUGCAGUCAUUGAUAAGGGACAAACUUUGCCCUGAAUCUUGUGGUGAAGAGCUAGAAAUACAGUUUCACAGUGAUCCACUGGCAGCUGUAAAUGCCUGUUAUGAAGGAGACACAGUCAUCAUCUGUCCUGGUCAUUAUGUUGUAGAUGGCGUGUUCUGCAUUGCUGAUUCAGUUGAACUAGAAGGCUAUGGCCUGCCAGAUGAUAUUGUGAUAGAAAAACGAGGGAAAGGAGACAACUUUGUUGACUGUACAGGAGCCAAUAUAAGGAUCUCCAGUUUGAAGUUAGUGCAACAUGAUGCUGUGGAGGGGAUUUUAAAUGUCCAUCAUGGGAAAACCACGCUGGAGAAUUGUGUGUUACAGUGUGAAACUACAGGCAUAACAGUACGAACAUCAGCUGAGCUAUUAAUGAAAAACUCAGAUCUGUAUGGUGCCAAGGGUGCUGGUGUGGAAAUAUAUCCAGGUAGUACGUGCACCCUCUUAGACAAUGGCAUACACCACUGCAAGGAGGGAAUACUUAUAAAGAACUUUUUAGAUGAACAUUAUGACAUCCCCAAGAUAACCAUGGUCAAUAAUAUGAUCCAUAAUAAUGAAGGAUAUGGUGUGGUCCUGGUUAGACCAACAAUGCCCUUGGACAUAAAGGAUGCUUCAGUAGAGAGAACAAAAGGGACUACACAGCCUACCCAGUCAGGUGAUGGGACAGCCUGUGUAGAGGGCUUCAGGCAAGAAGAACUACCUGAAUGUGUAACUGAUGAGUUGGAGCUUUAUGAGCAAGCUGAGAUUUCUGAACAAACUGAAGGCAAUUAUGAAAUUGCAAAUGAACUUGGGGCUACUUCUGCAAAGAAGAGCCAGAUGCACAAGAAAAGACUGAGUGAACUGGGAAUCACAGAAGCUGAUGACAACUUAAUGUCACAGGAAAUGUUUGUUUCUAUCGUGGGCAAUCAGUUCAAAUGGAACGGGAAAGGAAGUUUUGGUACCUUUCUUUUCUGACUGUCCUGACUCCUAAUGGCAUUGCAAUAAGAGAUUUGCACAAGCUGUUAUUUUCACUGCUGCUUUCCAAGGAGUUAACCUGUUCCAUUAGCCUUCCAUAAUGUUACUAAAAUGUGACAAAUAUUUAUUAAUAGUAUAUAUAUUGCAUGUGGAAACUUUGCUUCCUUGCUGCAAGUAUGGAUAACAUGGUAGAAAACAGAACUCUAGCAUGGAGACUGUGCAUGUAUUCUGCUAAUCUAUGUGCUGCGUCUUUGCUAGCUCUCUGAUGAAUUUUCUUAGUGUCUUUAUUUAACUUCUCAUUGUAAAAAAAAAAAAAAUCCUCAAAAAAGAAAAUAUUGAUAGGGUUCAUCAUGGAAGAGUGGACAAAAAAUGUGCAGCAAUUAGUGGUACAUCUUCCUCCACAUUUUUUUAAAGUGUCAUUAGUCUGCAGCUGACUCUUGUAAGAGAUUGACAUACUUUUUAAUUUUUUACGUUGAACAGAAGCUAGUGAAAUGCUCUUCCUUAGGAACGUAGUGGUUGGCUGCCAUGUUUCAUACUUGAAGGAUUUUCUAGAAAACUUAGCAUUUGGAAGGGUAGCAUCAUUCAGUCUUCUGUGUCUUUCUGUGCCCAGCUGUUUACUUCCAACAGCUACCAGUGCCUGUGCACCUUUUCCUUAGGGAGGACAGCAUCUAACUAAACUCCAUUAAUCUGAAUAAAGAGAAAUCAAAACAGAUGUCUUUCUGUCUAUUAGUGGUCUCAUACUGUAGCUUUCAGUGCAUUAUUCUAAAAUUUUUAAACCCGUAUGCACUUGUAGCAGCUGAGGUUUUGGAAAUGAAUGGAAAAUUUAAAAAAUUACUUUCCACUGCAAUCUCAUCAGCCUACAGCUGUGGAACAGUCAGUAAAACAAAGGCACUUCAGUGGCUCACUGUUGCACAUUAUUAGUUUUUACUUGAGGGAAAAACUGGAAAGACUGCCUGAUUGAGGACUCUUCCUUCUCAGUGCCUCUCUGAUUUUUUUUAAUUACAAAUCUAGAUGCCUUCUUCAAACUUCUGUACUGUCUUCAAGAGUUGUAGGUCAGUUUUUGAACUGGUGUGUGAAAUGUAUGUAGGAAAAUACUAACUCCUAAGUGAUUCGGAAUGUCCUAUGAAACCGAAUCAAAUAUGGUGUUAAGAAGGGAAAAGCAUGUUGCCAGCAAAUUGACUUUGGAAUAAGUUCUGAAAGUAGCUUAGCAGGUGUAUGCCUUCACUAGAAAUGAAUGCAUUGCCUAGAAGUGGAUGUGAAUAGUCUGAUCCAGAUUUUUCACUCCACUCUAGCUGUUCUUAAAUUGAGAUGACAAUCAAAAUUCACUUCAGUAUAUGAUUUGUUUUAGUGUGAGCAGCUGAUAGAAAGGAAAAGAGAAAAGUGCAAUUUACAAGCAUUUUUUUUCCAUUUUGUGAACCACAGAAUUCAUUGCAGCUUUCCUAGCCCACUGCUUCUGGUUUUGUUCUGCUCAGGAUAUUUGACUUCGGACUAAACUCUGGGUUUUGAUGAACAUAAAUGCCAUUGCAGUAUCUCAACAUGCACAAACCCAUACCUGUUUGCCACUUAGUGACUUUAAAGAAAUACUUGAGUCAAGUGAAAGCCUAAUGCUAAGACUGGCAGUAGUUUAGUAUCUUAAGCUAUUCAUCAGGUCACAUGCCACGUUUCAUGCUUUGAUGUUAUGCCUUUAUUUCCCAAGUGUAAUCCUUAUUGAAGGACUGGGGCUAAAAAUUAAUUCUGUGGUUCUUUCCUCUCAUCUUUUCAAAAUCGUAAUUCUCCCGAGUGAGCUGCCUUCGUGAUGUGUAGGUAGCAUUUCUUUCCCUUGCACUUCAUUUUAAGCCUGGCUUAUCUCUUGACAGCGUCUUAUCUCCCUUUUUUAAAAUUCAGCUUUACAUUUAUGAAGAUACCAAUAAAAACAUAACUCUUCUGCUUUCAAUACUAGCACAAUUUUGCCUGUUCCUGUGCAAGAUGCCAACAGUGAUUCUAUUGUGCAGGUUGUCAGUAGGUCAAGGAGCAAUAUGUAAAAAGAUGAGGCUGCUAGUACAACUUCCAGCCGUUUCCUUUGUGCAGCAACUGUAUGAUAAAAUUGUGGUUAAAGUCGUGAUGACACUUGAGCCUCAAGGGACUAAGCUUUGAAUGGAGCCUUCUCAUCUCAGAGUUUUGUCCUUCCAAUCACUUAUGUCAUUGAUAAAUGUAAGUUUCUUUAUUUUGCAGCUUUAAUUCCCCUUUGAAGUGCAGAAGGAGAAAUGUUUAGAUAUAAAGGGAAAGAACUGUUGACUAACACAAGGUUUGUACACUCAACUUGGAGUGAUGCAUUUUUUAGCGGAUUAUAUAUUUGAAAUCAUAAAUUC